GGACAUGAUGUUCACACACAUUAGCUGUGGUGUAAAAUGGAGCAUAUUGACUUCCAGUGACAACAGACGCUGCUUAAAUCCCCCUCUCGGCCCCAUUCUACAUCAGCUAGAGCAGGCUGAGGCUGGACACUGACGAGCAUUUACUCGGGUGUGUGUGUCUCUCUCUGUGUGUGUGUGUGUGCGCUGACACUCUGAUACCCAAACGCACUGUGCGUGUGCGCCGUACCGUGCCGUGCUUUGCCGCUCAUCGCCUAUGUAGGCAAAGGGAAAGGCUUAACGGACCGCAAGCAGGCAGGCAGGCAGGCAGCGACGAACCCGGCUCAUUAAAAUCUCGUCUGCAGACCCUCCGCCGGUCGCGCGCAUUACUACAGCUCCUCGCGGUGCUGCUGGUUCCGCCGACGGACCCCAAAGCGCAGAGUGACACAGGCGCGCGCUAACGGUGUGGAGGAGAGGGCACCCGCUCGGUACAAUAUGGAACCGAACCCAAGCCGUUAAACGGUUCAGACACACACACACACACACACACACACACACACACACACACACACACACACACACAGCAGCUGUGAGGGGGAGGCCAAACGUUGGGGAGGGUAACGGCGACAUGGCGGCAACCGGCAAGAUCUGAACUUUGGAGGAGCCGCUGUGAGGAUUAUUGUACGGCCCCACAAUCUGACCGGUACAGCGAGGAACGGGAUCACAGUCUGCAUCGGUGUGUCAGAGGGACAGUCCGAGGUAUGGCGCGCGGUGACAGUCGUUUGGGGACCUGGCAGGUGCUACUGACCAUCUCAAUGGUCAUCAUCCCCCUGUCUGCUCACGGGAGGCAUUCACUGACCAGGGGCCAUCAUCACCACAACCAAUCAUCUAUCAACAAGGAGGCCAUGAGCACCAGGAUGGUACUCAGUGAUGACUCGGCAGAGAGGGAGCACUUGAUUGGAGCGGGGCUCGGGAUCGGGGCUAAACUCCCACUCAGCUCCACCAAACAUCACCAUUCUCAUAACAAGCACGCCCACCUAGACUUCGUAGAAGAGGACCCACCUGUUGGAGAGGAGCUCACUGCCGGAGGGGCGGGUCCAGACCAGCCCGGAAACUCCUUGUCUGAUGACGUCAUCACCGUGGAGUUUCACAGCCCUGCACCAGAUAUUGAGCCCUCUGAUGUUGCUCUAGAUUGGGCCAAAGCUCCAAAACCUCAGAAGCAAAAAGGUGGAGACCCUACUGCAUGGACGCUUUCUGACUUUUACGACUACCUGUCCCCUGAUGACGACCUCUCGGCGUUAGAUGCUACCCCAGAACCUGAGCCUACCCCUUCACCCCCGGCCGACAUGGAGGACGAGAAUCCGCUCCUGGCUGGUUCUCCUGCUGUUCCUGACAGUGUGAGGCCCGACGUGGAUAGCGGGCCCUCCUUAACAGCUCCUCCCAUGCCAGGCCUGGAAAAGGGUGAUGGGUUAGGGUUAGGUGGUGCCAUGGGGUCUGAUGGCUGCAGGCUGGGCUUUGUGCGCUCUGGUCCUGGGGUUUGUGUGUCUCAGUGUGACACUGAACCCAAUUUCUGCUUCAAUGGAGGAGUGUGUACCGUGGUGGCAGGGAUGGGAGCCUUCUGUAGGUGCAAUGUGCAGGACUACAUCUGGAACAAGGGCACGCGUUGUGAUUGGGCGGUCACAGAGUUCCAGGUGAUGUGCGUGGUGGUGGGCGUGUCCUCCCUGGUGCUCAUCCUCCUCUUCAUGAUCAUCGUAUUCUUUGCUAAGAGGCUGCACCGCCUCAAGAAUGAGAACAAGCGCCUUCGCAAACGCAGUAAGUACCGCCCACAGAGCAGCGAGCCACAGACGGAUGGCCUCUCAGUUUCCACAACAGCCGACGGCUCGCAGCCAAAUGUAAGGAAACUGUGUGACACCCCUCCGCCCGCUCCCCAAGCUCACACUCACAACCUGGCGUACUAUGACAACAUUAUCUGUCAGGAUGAGCCUCAGAAGCAGCUGGAGGACCCAGCAAAGUCCCCGCAACCCAAGGAAGAGGGCUCAAUGAACAUCCUCAACUCCCAUUCACCCAAACACGAGAACAACCGCCCAACCUCUGUCGUCCAUGACCAAGCCCACACCCCUAACAACACAGAGGAAAAUGCUGAGGAUGGAGUCACUAUUGGCCUGGAAGUGCUCCUCCCCAAAGACGCCAAGCACCACACAGAGACCAGUUCACCCCUUCAGUAUGACGUCUUCCUCUACAAGGUUGCCAACAAUGGAGACUCUGCCUCUCCCAGCAAAGCCCCUCCCACUCACAGCACCAACUCUUACUCCUCCUCUCAUCCCAUGCCCAAAUCACCCAAAACACCUAAGACACCCAAGUCAUCCAAGGUGCCUAAGUCACCCAAACACGCCAAGGAACACCUACCCAGUCACCGUGAACCCUUAUCUGGGAGGCAUUCCUCACCUGGUCGCCACCCAUCACCCGGUCGCCACCCAUCACCCGGUCGCCACCCAUCACCCAGUCGCCACCCAUCACCCGGUCGCCACCCAUCACCCGGUCGCCACCCAUCACCCGGUCGCCACUCUGCGCCUGGAAGCUAUUCUUCCCCCAUUUGCCAUCCAUCAUCCCACCACUCUCCCUCCCAGUACAAAUGCAUACCAACCUCCCCCUCCACCCCGCCUCAGUUACGCCGGCCCAGAGGUCGGUCGCAAGCUUCCAGCUCAGUGUGCUCAGGGACUGGGAGAGAGUACCAGAGUGCACACCUUCGUCCAUCCCCCUCAUCCCCUCACCUCACCCAGCCACCUCCAUCACCUUCUAGGAUGAAGUACAGCCCAGUCAGCACCCGGUCCCUGCCACCACUCUCCUGACCAGGCCUCCACCAAGCCUGGUGUCCAUACAUUGAAAUCUUUCAUAAUCUAAUCAAUCCAGCAAUCUGUGCUCUAACCCUUUUAUUACUGAUAUAUAGAUCAUUUAUCCAUCCAUCUAUCACCCAUCUUUGCACCCCGCCUUCCCACAUUUAUACCCAGAUGACAAGCACACCACCUGGUCUUGGUCCAUGGAGCCAGAAAACUAGAACUGGGACAGCUCUGCAUACACCACACUCUCUCUAACUCAGACAUGGAUGCACCAAAAUGCACGCAUAAAACACUGCAUAGUCACUGCAGCCAAACAAUCACACCUUGGUAAAUAACAACCUCUCAAAGCUCAGGUUACUGCUCACACAAGCACAAAAUGAACCGCUAAACGUGAACACGCUCUCCUAGCACGGUGCCAACGUCAGCGUCUGCUGAGGAUAUAGUUCAUAAAGGUUUCGUAGAGGUUUACUACAUUAGCGUUAGUGUUAUCAAUGGUUUAUAUAAAUCUUUUGCUAUUCAGUGUGUGUAAGAUUAUUUCAUGUUUUCACAGGCUUUUUUGGUAUGUUUUUCAUGUUUCUAAUCCUCAAUAAAUAGAUAACACAACAAA
Molecule: messenger RNA, 3420 nt
Organism: Dicentrarchus labrax (European seabass)
Lineage: Eukaryota; Metazoa; Chordata; Actinopteri; Moronidae
Product: chondroitin sulfate proteoglycan 5-like
Exons: 6
Coding region: 738-2825 (695 amino acids)
Biological process (GO): nervous system development
Source: RefSeq, a predicted model, not a curated record